Cuscuta europaea is the source of this 2606-nucleotide messenger RNA. The record is from the annotation of a GenBank genome assembly. Lineage: Eukaryota; Viridiplantae; Streptophyta; Magnoliopsida; Solanales; Convolvulaceae.
CUCACUAUGCCCGUCUCUACUUUUUUGAGUCUUAGAGAGAGAGGAAGAAUCAGAUCAAACAAACCCAGACCCAUUCCCUAACUGCACUCCCACCUAAAUCUAAAGAGCGAGUGAUUGGAGAGAAGAGACAAAGAAAGAGACUCAUGGGAUAAGACUGUAAAUACAAAACCCGAUAAAAUCAUAAACAAAUCGCCAAAGUAAAGGAAAAAAGCGGAUUCCGAACAGUAAAGUAAAAGCAGUUGAAGGAAGCAAAUGCUGCCUUUGUUCAGCUGAGUGGUUCCUACUUUCUAUGGUGCAGUAGAAUCCAUUCGCUUCAGCUUGGUGCAUCUGAGAGCUCCGGCAGGGGUGUCAUCGCCCUCUUUCUGUUCGCCUUUAUGCCUGUCUCCGGUGCUUCUUCGGUUGAAGCUGUCGGCGGAGGUAUCAUCGGCAACUGGCGGCUUCUGGAAGGAAACAAGGCUCCCGGAUGAUACUGUAGCCGUCGCCUCGCUGAUCUCGCCUUGGCCCCCGCCGUCUUUUGCGCAACUGUUUAAAUUACCAACAAGCAUAGAGGGGUUCUUUUGUUGGGAACUUGAAAAAAUGGCAGUUUGAAAAUUGAAACCCUAGGAAUCUGUAGAUUUGGUAGAUAUUUUGAGUUGUGCUAGAGAAAGUAACUGUGCAAGUAGAUGAAAUCCCUCAAACGGAAUCAGGCUUCUUCCAAUUCACCUUCACCGUCUUCAUCUUCAUCCUCAUCCGCAUCAACUUCUUGGGUUCAGUUGAGAUCGGUUCUCUUCGUAGUGGCCUCCUCAUCACCUGCUGCCUGUUCUUCUACUGAUCGAGGUCAUCACAAAUCACCAUGGUCUAGGCGAAAAAGAAAACAUAUCCUUUCGCCCCAGCAAUGGAAUAGUUUUUUCACAUCAGAUGGAAGGCUUAGAGCUGGCGGAGUUAAGUUCCUGAAGAAAGUCCGAAGUGGAGGUGUUGAUCCCAGCAUCAGGGCUGAAGUUUGGCCUUUUCUUCUUGGAGUCUAUGACUUGAACAGCUCCAAAGAAGAAAGAGAUCAUAUGAGAAGUCAGAAAAGAAAGGAAUAUGAGAAGCUGCGGAGGCAAUGCCGCCGACUAUUGAAAUGCACUGAUGAGAUGUUCAAACUGAAAGGUGGAGCAAGUGAUGUUGGAAACGGUGAUUUACUGCUUAUUCAAGGUGGGAUGGAGUCUCCUGACUCUGAAGACGCCGUUAGUGCCCGCGAAUCACUUUCCAGCAAUGAGUAUUCAGACAAUCCAGAGGAGGCAUUAUUGUUCGACAGCGGAGUUUCUAGCUCCAAACGGAUAAGUGAACUGAACUAUCUCUCUGAUACUGAAUCCUCAGAAGAUUCAGACUCCUCUUCAGAUCCUGACUCAGGCUUAACCUUGCCUUCCGUGGAGGAAAACAACACUCCUGUGACGUCCUCUUCCAAAGAAGAAUAUUCCCCCUCAACGGAGGUCCAGUCAAAACUCCAUAGUCCAGAGGAUUUUGCCACAUGGCAACGCAUAAUUCGUCUCGAUGCGAUCCGGUCCAACGGGGAGUGGAUGACGUACUCUCCUGCCACCUCAAAUGGCGCACAAGUACCAGAAGACAAGGCCCGCCGUUCUGCAGAAGCGGUCGGGUUGAAGGACUACGAACACUUGGACUCCACUAGAAUCUUUCACGCCGCCAGAUUAGUCGCCAUUCUAGAAGCCUAUGCACUGUAUGACCCAGAAAUUGGUUACUGCCAAGGAAUGAGCGAUCUUCUCUCCCCAAUAAUCUGCGUUAUAACAGAGGACUUUGAAGCUUUCUGGUGUUUCGUAGGAUUCAUGAAGAAGGCCCGGCAUAACUUCAGACUAGACGAGGUGGGAAUUCGCAGGCAACUGAACAUUGUUUCCAAGAUCAUCAAACAUAAGGAUUCACAUCUGUACAGACACCUGGUGAAGCUGCAAGCGGAGGAUUGCUUCUUUGUGUAUCGAAUGGUUAUCGUGCUUUUCAGAAGGGAGUUGACGUUUGAUCAGACGAUCUGCCUGUGGGAGGUAAUGUGGGCGGAUCAGGCCGCAAUUCGGGCUGGGAUAGGGAAAUCCACGUGGAGCCGGAUAAGGUUGAGGGCCCCGCCAACUGAGGAUCUUUUGCUGUAUGCGAUUGCCGCUUCUGUUCUGCAAAGAAGGAAACAGAUCAUAGAGAAGCAUAGUAGCAUGGAUGAGAUAUUGAGGGAGUGUAAUAACAUGGCAGGUCAUUUGGAUGUCUGGAAGCUUCUGGAUGAUGCGCAUGAUUUGGUGGUCACCCUCCAUGAGAAGAUCUAAUAGACAUCCAUAUUUUUGAUCAAUUAAUAAUUAACUAGUUUUUCCUCUUUAAAAAAAACUAGUUUUUCUUUUGGGAUUUCUUUUUUCUUUUGGGAUUUUUUGAAAUUCUCUUCUCCGUGGAUGGUUGUUGUAACUUGUAAUGCUAGGCUAAGUCUACAUAGGACUAUUGGUCUUGAUUCUUGAAAAAUACAUGUUAAAGAAUCACGAAAAAACGCAAUCUACCUCGUACUCCGUAUUAUAUUAUGCUACAAGCAUAUCAGUGAAAGUGUAAAACGCACAUUUUUGUAUUAUUCACUGUGUUUGACUGGCACUGGGAUUAAUAAAGUA